GGCUUGCAGGAUGCGCAAAUAUGUUGCGUAACAUUUAUUGCACCUACACAGCGCGUGAGUCUGUUCUGCGGUCUGUAAUACACAUCCUGGGCUGUGCCUUCACAUCAUUUGCUCCGUUUUGCCGACACGAAGAAACUGUAGCAGAACAGUGGGAGAUGGUUUAGUGUAUUGUACACUGGCUUUUAGAAAAUGUGGGCGAGACCGCUUUAAAGUCGUCCCUCUGUUUUUUUUCCCCGACAUGUCAGGUGAUCGCCGACAUUUAAAAGCGCUGCUGGUUUUUUUGACUCGGACACAAACACAGACUCCAUUAAAGAGAAAUAACCGGGUAGUGGUAAGUGUUUUCAUAUGGAUUUUAUCAGCUCGGGACAUCUAGAUGUGAAAGUCCACCAACGUGCCACAUCAUUUAGUUUCUGUUGUGAAAACAAAAGCAAAAGCAUUACCAAGGGUUUGCCUAUAGCCCAUAUAAACUUUCCUCUGCAUUACCAUGGCGCCAGGACAGUUUGAGGAGAAACCACAGCCGGGUGACUUGAUAGAAAUCUUCCGUGGGACAUAUCAGCACUGGGGCAUAUGUGUUGGAGAUGGCUACAUCAUUCACCUGGCACCACCCUCUGAGUCUGCCCAAGCUGGUGCCUACAGCAUGAUGUCUGUGCUGUGUGAUAAGGCAGUGGUGAAGAAAGAGCAACUCUGGGAUGUGGCUGGCACUGACAAGUACACCAUUAACAAUCUACUGGAUAAAAAAUACGAGCCACGUCCCAUCCAUGUCAUCCUCCAGGAAGCACACAGCCUUUUGGGGCAGGAGCUGCCCUACUGCGUGUUCAGUGGGAAUUGUGAGCAUUUUGUAACAGAGCUGAGAUACGGGAAGAGAGAAUCUCGUCAGGUGCGGAAAGCUGUGGAAGUAGGAGUAGCAGUUAGUGUUGGCACAUUAAUUGGUGUAGGAAUUCUUGCUGCUGCAUCAGCCUUUUUUGGCUCAAGCAACAAGGAGAAGAAUAAUAAACAAUGAAACUUGAGAUGGGGAGCAGCUGUAAAGACAAACACCAGCAGGCCUUCGGGCUGGACCUAAAUCUUCCAUGCAGUAAACAGCCAACCACUAAAAGGAUCUAAUUCAGCAAACCAAUUGGAUUUUAACUAAGAACAAAUAUAUAUAUAUCUUAGGACUUCUUAAUGCAUUGUACUGCCCCAACCCCCCAAAAGAAAAAACAUGAGUUGGUCUCACAAAUUAGCUACAAGUGUUUAAGCAAAAACCAAUUUAGUUUACUUUAGUUUUACUUAAAACAAUGGGAUUUUGAUAAAUAAUGCUUUAAAACUAUGGUUUAGGGUAUAUUAUGGUAUACAAAAUGUUAAACUUUAAUAAUUUAGUUCAAGAAUGUAAGGUGAGAUGCAGGUCCAAGUAAUUUCUAAUAAAUCCUACCAUCAUCAGACAUCUAGAGGUCAGGUCUACAAGACGCUAUUUCAAAAACCAAACUGACCCUUGUUUCUGAUGAGCUACUAAUUUGAAUCAUGAUCAAGUUUAUAUGUUGGUGCCAAUUCACUAUCGAAUGUCCAACUGUGCUUUGACAUGUCUGAAUAAAGUUGGUUAUGUUUCAUUUAUACCACUAUUGAAUUCUCGAUUUUGAACGGCCACAUGUUGUUGAUUAAUUUUCUAUAGCAGCAGUUCCGACAGUAGUGAUGGCUGUAAUUCAAGUCACAGGUUUAUAUGAAUGCGCUUUAUAUUAAUUCAUUUAAAUGUUAUUGUUUCUGUUGUAACAAUUCAUAGGGACUUGUAUGGUGGACCACUGACAAAUGACCGUCCUCCAAAUAAAAAGAAUAAAAUGUGUUAUUACUUAACAAAUUCACUGUUUAAUUGUUUAUUUGGUGAUGCUUUCUGUAAGAUGUUUUCCACCCCAACAUAGUUUAACAUUAAGAGGUGAAGUUGUUUACGUUUUUUGCCAGAGGAGGGUCCACAACAUAAAAUGUAAGUAUAA
Messenger RNA from Ictalurus furcatus (blue catfish), 1961 nucleotides. RefSeq names its product phospholipase A and acyltransferase 3. Lineage: Eukaryota; Metazoa; Chordata; Actinopteri; Siluriformes; Ictaluridae. The coding region runs from base 485 to 1000 and encodes 171 amino acids. The record is from RefSeq and is a predicted model, not a curated record. Gene Ontology annotation, biological process: N-acylphosphatidylethanolamine metabolic process. Gene Ontology annotation, molecular function: A2-type glycerophospholipase activity; glycerophospholipid phospholipase A1 activity. Gene Ontology annotation, cellular component: cytoplasm. The transcript is spliced from 5 exons.